UGGGAAUCCUUACCCAACCCCAGCCUUUGAUCCUUUUGCAACGCAGUCCGUGGCUCAAACGUCCUCCCAAGGGCAGCAUGAGGCCACGGCUAAUCGAAAGGUGUCGACUGAAGUGAUGGGAUCCUGACUUCAUGAAGAGCCAUGUUGACUGCCUGCAUUUGAUGCUUAUCGAAUGACAUGACUGUGCGAGACAAGGUGAGCGCCUGAUAAACCAAUGCAAUGGAUGUGGGAGGAUCAUGCUGAACUGAAUAACUUUUGACUUUUCACAUCUUGUGGUGAUGUGGACCUGACCUAUCCAGGGCCAAAUGCUGCCUGAAGCUUAGAAGAUGGUGACAGGAUUGCUUCACAAGUCCUAAUAAAUCAAACAGGUUGCGAUCGGGAGAACAUUUCAUGUCAGCCUAUCAAAUCACACUUUUUUUGUUCGGUUGUUGUCUGAUCUCAGAGAUGGCUUGAGAAUUUCUGAAUGGCACAAACAAGUUUCUGUAUGUUUCUGUAACCAUCCACAAUACAGCUCUUUGUGUCACGAGUUGCAGCCUUAACUUGUAUAGUGUCUAGCCUCCAGUACCAUGUUGCGUCUCUGCACGGCUUUUUCUGAACUGCCAGGUUGUGCGACUCCGCAUCCAUAUGGAUCAAUAACGCAUCAGGAUUUGGCUGCUCUGUUUGCACAAGUAGACCGAGAUGGCUCUGGAAUGAUCAACGUUCAGGAGUUUUUGGCCGCUGCUAUGGAUCAAAGCCGGAGCAGCAUUCAGUGCCUUCGACAAGAUUGUGGUGGCACCAUCAGCAACGAUGACAUGGACGAUGAGUCGACCAGGGUCGUGAAGGAGUUGGAAGGGCUGAAAGCUGCGAACUGGCCAUUCAGCGAGAAUUGGAACAGACAGGCAAUUCAGAUGACCUGGACUUCGAGCAACCGAAGUGACUUGCGCCUGUUGGGGCAUUGGGGUGGAUUGCUACCAGGUGCGACACCGCGAGCCAGAAAGGUGGGACAUCACCAAGGAGAAGUCCAAAGCCAACCGCUCGGUGUAUCGCUGCCGACCGGGGAAGAACAAAGGAAAAGACGAGGACGAGCCUGUGCUGGCAGGAUGAGUCGAGCUUUUGAGCUGCGAUGAGAGGACCUUUGUCUUUAAAAGAGAGAGAGGACGCAACGUUAACAAACGCCCAUGCGGGACGUCCCAUAGGCCUGUACCAUAGAAUGCCCUUACCUUACUUUGCUUGGAACAUGGCCAAAGGCACUGUGCCCAGCUGUCGCAGACUUGCAGCACCAGCUUCGAACCAUUGUGUGUCCGGUUCCG
Messenger RNA from Cladocopium goreaui, 1289 nucleotides. NCBI's taxonomy places the organism in Eukaryota, Dinophyceae, Suessiales, Symbiodiniaceae. The record is from the annotation of a GenBank genome assembly.